AUGACAUCACCAGUUUUGAAAUCACCAUUAAGUAAAUCUUUAAGGAUUGCUUUAUUACAAUUGAAAGCAGGAUCAGAUAAAUCGGCAAAUUUAGCUAAAGUAACAAAAUAUAUAGAAGAAGCAGUUUCAAAACAACCAAAAAUAGAUUUAGUAAUGUUACCUGAAUGUUUCAAUUCUCCUUAUGCAGUGGACCAAUUCAGAAAGUACGCUGAAACCAUACCUUCGGGAGAGACUACAAAAUUAUUAUCAGAUCUAGCUAAAAAGCAUGAAAUAUAUAUUGUUGGUGGAUCAAUACCUGAAUUAAGUGAUGAUGAUAAAAUUUAUAAUACUAGUUUGACUUUUAAUCCUACGGGAGAAAUUAUUGCAAAACAUAGAAAAGCUCAUUUGUUUGAUAUAAAUAUUCCGAAUGGUAUAACAUUUCAAGAAAGUUUAACAUUAACUGGUGGGGAUAAAGCAACUGUUUUCAAAUUAGGUGAAUAUGGAAAUGUUGGAUUGGGGAUAUGUUAUGAUAUAAGAUUUCCCGAAUUAGCUUCAAUAGCUUCAAGAAGUCCUAAUAAUUCAUUUGCAAUGUUUUAUCCUGGAGCUUUUAAUACUACAACUGGACCAUUACAUUGGCAUUUAUUAGCAAGAAGUAGAGCAGUUGAUAAUGAAUUAUUUACUGUUUUAUGCUCACCAGCAAGAGAUGUUGAAGGUGGUGGUUAUCAAGCUUAUGGACAUUCCUUAGUUGCUGAUCCCUAUGGUAAAAUUAUUGCAGAAGCUGGUGAAGGUGAAGAAAUUUUAUAUGCUGAAUUAGAUAAAGAUUUGAUUACUAAAGCUAGAGAAGGUAUACCUGUCCAUUAUCAAAGAAGAUUUGAUAUAUAUGGAGAUUUUGUAGGGGAUGGAUCAGUUAAAGUUAGUGAUAAAUAA
Messenger RNA from Lodderomyces jiufengensis, 906 nucleotides. It is a transcript of the gene NIT3, whose product is annotated as putative hydrolase. The coding region runs from base 1 to 906 and encodes 301 amino acids. Gene Ontology annotation, molecular function: omega-amidase activity. Lineage: Eukaryota; Fungi; Ascomycota; Pichiomycetes; Serinales; Debaryomycetaceae. Gene Ontology annotation, biological process: L-glutamine metabolic process; oxaloacetate metabolic process. Gene Ontology annotation, cellular component: mitochondrion. The record is from RefSeq and is a predicted model, not a curated record. The transcript has a single exon.